Molecule: messenger RNA, 1486 nt
Organism: Diachasma alloeum
Lineage: Eukaryota; Metazoa; Arthropoda; Insecta; Hymenoptera; Braconidae
Exons: 7
Coding region: 225-1391 (388 amino acids)
Source: RefSeq, a predicted model, not a curated record
CCGCGACGUGUUGGCUCAAAAUUCGCUGUGAAAAAUCGCCAAAAAUUACGCGACAAAUUCGCCUUCUGCCGGAAGUCGAGGCUCCGGUGCCGAGGGUGAGCACUGGUGGUGAGGGCGUUGAUUCCGGUACGAAAAAUCCCCGUCUCACCCCCCUCAAGCGUCGGCCAGUCUCAACGAGUUCCGGUCUCAUCCAUCAAACGACGGAUACCAGUGACUUCGUCAGCAUGACUUCCAAGGUUCUCGUUAAACUGCCCACGGUGCCAUUCACCCAGGGUAAAAAACCAGGUACUGAAUUGGUGACAUUGCCGGCGAGGAGUGAUGGGGCAGCUCAGAUUAGAUCCCAACAGGGUAUCACUGAUCGUGCUGCCCUGUUAGAGCAGAAUAUGAAGUUUCUGCAGGAGCAGCAUCAGGCGACACUCAUUGCACUGCAUCAGGAAGUGGAAAUACUGAGGCAACGAAAUAGAGAUUUACAGUUUCAAUUGGUAUUCACAAAAGGCACCGCAUGUGUAUCAAGUAGUCCAUCAUCACCGGAGGACAAUUCAAAUGGUUUCGUGAAAUCGAAGGGAAGCCCAGUUAGUGUCAAUGUUACUCCUCUACAGAUUGAAUUACUUGAACGAGAUCUGGAGGAACUCAGGGUUUCAUUCAACGAGGCGAAAAAGCAAAAUCAGCAGCUGCAGGAUGUCGUAGAGGAACAAAAAAUAAAAUUGGAGAAAACUGAGAAACGAAAGGACCAAAAUGAAGUCUCGGACGUCGGGAUUCAGGUGGGGGAGACACAGGAGGUCCAGGCUGACCUGGCGGGUCGUCUGGUGGAUGCUGAGGCCCUCGUGAAACGUCUGAGGCGUGAGAAUGCGGAUCAGCAGAGGGAAAUAGCCUCGAUGAAGUCAGCAUCAGCGAAAAAUGGAAACAGAAGUGGUCAUGGGCGAGGUCGGGGUAAUGAGAAUGGACAACACAGUCGAGUCGCCUCUGGCGAUCCUGGACAGUCUAAUCGGCAUCCAUAUAAGUUUCCACCGUUGGACGGGGACAGCUGCUGGAGGAAGUCGUCGAGAGGCCGUGGCAGUUAUGACCACCAUUCAGCGCACUAUCAGCGUCGAAAUCGCUUGGAUGACGACGGGACAGACGGUGACAUGUCUUGCAUAGUCCUCCCCGAAUUGCGAAUUGGUAGCAUGAAAAACGAGGCCUCAUGCUACCCCCCGAUGUACCGAUCUCAACGGGGCUACCACAACGGUGGAAAUUACUACCGAGACAGUGGCAACCGUAAAUUCCGAGGGCAGGGACGUCAGCGUCGAGACCAGGAGUCCCGCGAUCACCGUGGCGACUACAAAGACAGAAAUCAAAAGGGCCAGCAGCAGGGGGAUUACAAUGACGCUCCCCAUACGUCGAAAAAAAACUAAACCAUUGAUAAUCUUACAUUGAAGGGAAAUGAAACAUGUUCUCAAACAAGUCUUGUUUGGAAAUAAAUCGCAAGUUGAAAAUAAUCGAGAAUGGA